Molecule: messenger RNA, 602 nt
Organism: Trichobilharzia regenti
Lineage: Eukaryota; Metazoa; Platyhelminthes; Trematoda; Strigeidida; Schistosomatidae
Source: the annotation of a GenBank genome assembly
CAGUUAUUAAGUAAGAAACGAAGGUGACCAACAGUUAUUUAAUGUCUGGUGUUCGUCAUUUGCAGUUUUCAAUUCUCAAGUAACAACAACAUUUCCUAUCACUUCAUACUGAUCUUGGACGCUACUCGGUCUUCACAACAAAGUCGAUAAUCCUGUCGUCCUUAUAUUUAAAAAGAAGCAUGUUUAGUACAUGGUACAACAUUCAUGCCUUUAUUGCUCUAAUGUCUGGUAUCAACAUAUAUGGUGCUUUACUGCUAUGUGAGAGGCUGAGAACCAUUUAUCCACUAAACCAUAUUUUAUUGUCAAUAUCGUUCAUUUCAUUGUGUGCGGGUGUUCGAUUUUUGUCCAAUGACUAUGUGUCGUUCCUUAUAUCAUUCGCAAUAACUGCAGUGAUCUCAGGAAUUGUAAUUGAUCUCUCAUGGAAAUUGAGUAAUUUGGCAGCAAAGGGAUUAAUCAUAUUCUCGACGAUAGCAUCUUUACUGGCGUUUUCGGGAUUCAUUUUGCUUUACUUUCGAGAUAGAGUAUACAUGAGAAUUCUCGCUGGUGUCUGCUUAUGUUCUGCAGCAACUCUAGUGAGUUACACGUCAUUUUGCCUUCAGUGA